AUGUCGGCUGACUCACCCCAUUUCCUCCGGUACGACAUUCCUACGGUAAAAAAGGUUGAUAUAACAAGCUUCUUGAACAACUCGACGGCUAGGAUUACUCCUGUACCAGUAGAUGAAAUGAAAAUCUCUGCCCAUAACAAGGUGGCGUGUCUUUUGUAUACCUCUGGAACUACAGGUCAUCCUAAGGGCGUUAGAGUGACACAAGAAAGCAUCUCUGCUUUCGUGUGUCAUGGAGACGCUGUGACCUUUGGACCUGGUGAUCGAGUAUCUCAAAUUACCAAUUUGGCGUGGGAUGCCCACAUUCUAGAGACUUGGGGUCCAUUACUGCGAGGUGCAACGAUUUGCAGCUUUGAUCGUUUCGAUGUACUCGACCCACUGGUCCUUACUACGCUCUUCAAUGCAAUCGAGGUAUCGCAUAGCUUUAUGACAUGUGCUAUGCUCCGACACGUACUAGGGAAGAGUCCUGGAAUGCUCCAAUCGCUGAAAUUACUGGUCACAGGAGGGGACUCAAUCCGAUACGACGACUACCUUGCAGUCAGGGAUGUCAAUCCCGAGCUGAUUAUUCAGCACGUUUAUGGGCCGAGUGAAUGCUGCGUCUUCACGGUUUUCAAUACCACUCAACUAUCAUCUCAAUUCCCUACUACAGGUACAGUACCGAUAGGGAAGCCGUUAGUCACGACUCAAGUUGUACUACUUGAUCCAAAUGGCCGCUUAGUCCCACCUCUUAUCUGUGGAGAAAUACACAUUCGAGGCUCCUGCAUCGCAGAUGGUUACGAAGGCCAGGAACAAGAAACAAAAGCUGCUUUCAUACCUAAGCAAAUCACGAGUAUCAAUGAUAACCCAUCCCUGUUCUAUCGCACCAAUGAUAAAGCGACAUGGACAUCCAGUGGCCAGCUUGAGUUCUUGGGCCGCCUCGUCUACAACCAAGUCAAAGUACGUGGUCAACGACUCGAAGUCGACGAAGUUGAAGCCAAUAUAGUCAAAGCUACACAAAUAGGCAAUGUAGCUGUCGCGUACUACAGAGGCGAGUAUCAGCGCAACGGAGCUUUACUAGGCUAUUUGGUCCCCGGGUCAAAUUCUCCGUAUUGGCAGCAUUUGGAACGGGAUGAGUCAGUUGUGGUUGAGACGUGGGAGGAAUAUUAUGAUGUCGCAUACACAACUGACGACAUAGUCAGUUACCGCAAAGCGUUCAUCGGCUGGGAUAGCAUGAUCACAGGUCAGCCAAUUCCUCAGGAUGAGAUGGAAUGUGAGUUGUCUAUACUUGUCCCUGUCAUCUCGCGUGACGAUGCUGACACUGCCCGACCGCAAGCCUGGCUCAUGGAUACGCUACGUCCUUUCUUUGCACACAAGCCGCAACAAACCUUCGAGGUGGGUUGCGGUAUCGGAAUCAUUAUUAACGAGACAGUCCAACUGGCAAAACAUUCCUUUGGGAUCGAACCAUCCACGGCAGGUCUGCAGAAGCUACAAGCGCAGCUUUCGCGCGAUGGAUUGGCGGAGAAAGCAUCGUUGUGGCAUGCAAGUGUUGACCAGAUACAGACCCUGCCUGACUUCGAGACUGACUUCAUCUUGAUCAACUCAGUGGCCCAAUACUUCCCGUCACUGCAGUAUCUGGAAAAUGCAAUCCGUAUAUGCAUCGACAGAUGUGGGCCUGGAGGCCACAUCAUGCUCGGGGAUCUUCGAAGUGCGCCACUCAACGACCUCUUAGUCAUAGAUAUCUUGCUUCAUCAGUGGAAAGAUUGCCUUGAUAGGAAGAACAUUCGAGAUCUUCGACAGGAGGUCCACAGAAAGCAACAGUAUGCGACAGAGCUCUUGGUGGACCCAAUGUUCUUCUUCCAGCUACAACAACGUGACUCGCGGAUUACGCACGUGGAGGUCCUCCCAAAGAUCAUGGGUCAGAACAACGAAUUGAGCCGCUAUCGGUACCAAGUUGUCCUGCACAUUCAAGCCCAGGUGUCUUUUGUCUACCCCAACGUGUGGGAGUCUCCUAAAGAUAAUGAUCCCACCUUGAUGUCUCUAACCCAAUUAGUCCGGCAAUUUGUAUUCAGUGACCACGCCAUCCUCGCUAUUGAGCGCAUACCAAAUCGAUUUCUCACCGGGCACGUGCAAAGGCUUCAGGUACUUCGCGCACCAUCCACACACCAGCUCACCAGCCUCACUGAAAUUAUAAGUUCUCCUCCGCAAGCUGUGGGAUGGUCUGCUUCAGAUCUAAGCGACUUGGCAACGCUCCAUGGGCUUUCUCUGCAACUGAGCUAUGCCCGUCAGCAAGAAGGCGGUAUUCUAGACGCGGUUUUCACAAAAGUUUCAACAACUGAGCAAAGAUUUAUAUUCCCGCAGUCUCCCACGGCCGAUUCGUCAGUUUCUCUGAAUCCAGAAGAGGAAGCAUCAUUCAGACGCAAGAAGCUAGACGAUAGUGCUUUCGAGACUAUCACCAAGAUGUUGAAGGCUAUGAUUCCAGACUUUAUGAUUCCAGAACUCUUGUACAUCAUCGAUCAUAUUCCUCUCACCAAAAACGGUAAAAUCGACCGGAAGGUGCUAGCGAACAUUGCAGCUUCCGAUUAUGGAAUUGCUCUGCGGAAGGAAGCAGAAGUAUACGGCUAUAGUAACGAGACUGAACGUGAAGUAUGUGAUGUGUUCACUAAUCUCUUGGGUUCUGCGACGGCAGUCUCGCCGGCAACAGACUUUUUCAGAGCAGGGGGACAUAGUCUUCUUGCUACGCAACUACGUUCCAAACUACAAGAAAUAUUUCAGGUCAGCCUCUCGAUCCGGCAGAUAUUCGAUGCACCUACGGCAGCAGAAUUGUCUGCUGUAAUCACGAAGUCUGAGAAGAUCCUUCGUCAAGAGCCACUGUAUAUCAACAAUGAUAUUCAACAUGGAGCGCUUACUGAACUCUCGAACGCUCAAUUUCGCGUCUGGUUCCAGACCUUGUUGAACCCAAAGGAUCCUUGGUACAACUCUGGGUUUACCCUCCGAUUCGCAAGGUGUCUCCAUGAAGAGGUUUUGGAGAGAACUUUGAAUGAGAUUGUGAUGCGUCAUGAAAUCCUUCGGACUCUUAUCGUGGAACAAAAUGGUGUACCGAUGCAGUUGCUCACAGAUCAGAUACCUCAUCUGGAAAAAAUCGAUCUGCUUAGCUUGGACGACAUAGAACACGCCAAAGCAAGUGUACGUGAACAUCUGCUGCGACCUUUCGAUCUCGAUCGCGAAAUACCUAUCCGCCCUGUGCUAUUUCGCAGAGGCGAACAGCAUAUUUUGUUGAUAUCAAUACAUCAUAUUGCUACCGACGGCUUCUCCCACGACAUUUGGAGAAGGGAAUUGACAACUAUCUAUCCAGCUAUGCUAGCUGGUGAAUCAUCGCCUCUGCGAGCUCUACACUUGCAAUAUAAUGAUUUUGCAAUGUGGCAGCGUUCUGAGGAAAACCGUCGACUCGUGGAUUCCGAGCUCGAUUACUGGAUUCCAUAUCUGAAAGGCAGCCGACCGGCAAGACUGCCUGUUGACUUCACCCGUAGCUCGGCUCAUAGUGAGGCUGGCACCUCGACCUUUGAAUGUGAUCAAGAGUUGAAAGAUCGUCUUCAAAUAAUUUGCAAAAACGAGCGCGUAACGUGGUUCAUGCUGCUCAUCGCUGCAUUCCGCGCUCUACAGUUCCAAUGGACAGGCCAGUCUGACGCCUCACUGGGAAAUCCAAUUGCCAAUCGCCAUCACUCGGAGUUCGAAUCUCUACUGGGUUUCUUCGUCAACACACAAGUCGUUCGACUGAAAUGUCAGAAUCAUAUGCCAUUUUUGGAUCUUCUUCGCCAAACACGCGACUUGACUCUGAAAGCCUUCGAUCAUCAACAUGCGCCCUUUGAAAAGAUCGUCGAGACAUUGAACCCUUCUCGUUAUGCUCUGCAAAAUCCUUUGGUCGAAAUCAUGUUUGCUUUCCAGACGACGAGCACAGCGCCAUUCAAUCUAGCUGGUAUACCGGUCUCAUACUUUGGCAUCAACAACUUGACUACUCGUUUUGACCUAGAAGUUCAUUGGGAGGACAGACCAGACCAUUUACGAUGUGUCAUGUUCUAUCGGCUCGAUGUUUUCAAGGCCUCAACAAUUGAAAAAUUUGGACAUGAGCUCGUCGUAUUACUCGAAACCAUAGCGGACAACGCGGAUACACUGCUCAUGACUGACCACUUGGAGUCAGAAACCAUCGAACUAGAGUCUUAUGCUCCGUUGCCUGAGUUUCUAGCCUCCGUUCAGGGCCCAGAUGGACCCCCACAGAACGCGACCGAGCGAACAAUCAUCUCUGUUUUUGAGAUCGUUUUGGGACAAGAAGAACUCACGCGCCAAUCUCAUUUCUUUGAGCUCGGAGGCCACUCACUCCUUGUGACACUAGCUUGCUCCAAGCUGAAGAAGGCAUUGCUCAAGGAGGUCAAGAUUGUCGAUAUUUUCUCAUACCCAACGCCUGCAGCACUCGCUAUCAGAGCUCAUGAGUUGUCAGAUACUCGAGUCGUUCAGAUGCCCACCCCAAUCAAUUCCGAGGACAAAGCGGAUCGCGAUGUUACCUCCCCGACACUACAAGAAAUGCCUCCUUACUAUAGAUUCCGAACAUUGCCCGGUAAACCCUUGCUCUUCUGCCUUCCCAUGGCGACGGGAAUAGGCUCGGUCUUCGCAAGGCUUGCACUCAAGACCGACGAGUUCUGCACCGUGGCAAUGAACGACCCAUUCCUCAACAAAGCAGAAGCCGGCACCAAAAGUAACGGAUCCAGCUCGAGCAUGGAAGACCUCGCCGCAUCAUACUAUAAAGAGAUCCUCAAUAUCGAGGAAAAUCUCAAUCGCAGCCAUCCGAGCGAAGACCACACCAACAAGCCUCCACCACUGAGUCUCCUUGGCUACUCCUUCGGAGGCAAUGUCGCCAUCGAGGUCGCCCGCCUCGCACAACGCGACCACCGCGCCGUAAACCUCUUCCUCAUCGACUCCGCCGUCGCGAAAAUCCCCUCUACUCAACAAGUCAUCCAGCAGAGCGCUGAUCUAGGCUUCAAGGACAUUGGCUCCGCAUCCGACAUCGAAGCGAAGAUCCAAUCGACCAUUGCGCAGACCGUUGCUGCUGCUACUGAACGAGCGCUCUCUUCCCUGAUACCCCGCGACACGUCUGUAGGAGGGGAGACAGAGAAGGGAGAGGGUGGCUUGGAGAAGUUCCGCGAGUGUGCAGAGAUCAAUGUUAGACGUCUGCUUGGUCAUGAGAUGGGAUUUUAUGAGGGGAAUGUCACGUUGUUCCGCUCGGAGUCAAAUGUGUUUCAUGGGCUAGGGGAGAAGGUGAGACGUUUAGAAGAGGUUGCGUUGCAGGGGGGACAUUAUGAGUUGCUAGACUAUUCGAAGGAGCAGAGAGAGGCUAUUGCUGACAGGAUUUCUUCGGUUCUAAAUGGGCGGCGCGUAGUGGGGUGA
This is a messenger RNA of Bacidia gigantensis, 5412 nucleotides long. Its product is annotated as NRPS. The record is from RefSeq and is a predicted model, not a curated record. Gene Ontology annotation, molecular function: S-adenosylmethionine-dependent methyltransferase activity; phosphopantetheine binding. The transcript is spliced from 4 exons. NCBI's taxonomy places the organism in Eukaryota, Fungi, Ascomycota, Lecanoromycetes, Lecanorales, Ramalinaceae. Gene Ontology annotation, cellular component: cytoplasm; cytosol. The coding region runs from base 1 to 5412 and encodes 1803 amino acids. Gene Ontology annotation, biological process: amino acid activation for nonribosomal peptide biosynthetic process; secondary metabolite biosynthetic process.